UUAAUAAUCAAAAUGGCUACUACAAGCUAUUUUAGUUUUACAAAUGAUGAAAGAAAAAUGAUAAGUAAAAUGCUUUAAUUGUCUUCAAAUCAAUAUGCAUACUUAGAGAAAGAAUUGGAUUCUCUUCUUGAUUCAUGUAAAAUGUGUGAAGAUCAUUAACUUCCUUAUAAAUUUUACAAUGAUUAAAAAUUCUUUUGUCCAAAAUGUUUAGAUUAAGAAAAGCCUAAAAAUUUUCAUUACAUUGAAGAAAAUGAUCAAGAUUUAAUUAAUAAAUUGGAAUAGUAAUUAAAACAAUACGAGAAUUUUAAAGUAAUGAAUAAGUAAUUAGAAAGAUUCCAUAAAUUGAUUUUGAGACAAAAACUAAUUUAGUGAGAAGUUAGUAAUUGUAAGCAAACGAGAGUAUAGAUUAUGGUAAAAUAAAUAAGGAAUAUAUGAUAAAGAAUUAGAAUAAUUUAAAUAAUUAUAAUUCAUGUGUUUUGAAGAGAGAAUAGAAUUAAAAUUAUAGUGAACCAGAAGAAAUAGGAAAUAUGUAAUAAUUGAAAGAAACUUUAUAAAAAAGAAGAAAAUUCUUAGAGGUUUAGGAAUUUAUAUCUCAUAUUUAAAUAGAGAAUAAUAGAAGGGCACAUGAUGAAAUGCAUAAUACUGAUGUUUUUAUGAGACCAACAUUUUAAUGGGAAUAAUAAUAAGAUAAUACAGAGGCUUUUACUUAAAUUUUAAAGCAGUUUCUUGGAGGUUAACAAUGAUU
Molecule: messenger RNA, 745 nt
Organism: Paramecium sonneborni
Lineage: Eukaryota; Ciliophora; Oligohymenophorea; Peniculida; Parameciidae
Source: the annotation of a GenBank genome assembly